Messenger RNA from Zychaea mexicana, 960 nucleotides. Its product is annotated as Alpha/Beta hydrolase protein. The record is from RefSeq and is a predicted model, not a curated record. The transcript has 4 exons. Gene Ontology annotation, molecular function: hydrolase activity. Bases 1 to 960 code for a protein of 319 amino acids. Lineage: Eukaryota; Fungi; Mucoromycota; Mucoromycetes; Mucorales; Lichtheimiaceae.
AUGGCACCCACUACCCCCGUCGUGCUCGAACCCUACUGUCAGGCCGUUUUGGAUAAUCUUCCUGAGUUUGACAUCACUCAAAUCCCUCCUGAGCUCACGCGUGCUGCCGAGGGUAAGGUGCCCGUUGAUGUACCUGAAGUGCUUGAAGAGCGCAAGUCGAUCCCUAGCCGCGACGGUUCCAAGUCCAUCAGCCUCACAAUCACUCGUCCUGUCGGUAGUGAGAACAAGGUUCUUCCCGUUAUUAUCUACCUGCACGGCGGAGGAUGGGUUUUAGGUAGUGAAUUGAAUUACAAACCAGUCCGCUACGAGCUCACUGUCCGUGCCAACGCCGUUGUCAUUUUCGUAAACUACUCACUAUCCCCCGAAGUGCGUCAUCCUGUUGCCUUGGAAGAAUGCUAUGAUACCCUUGAAUGGAUUGCUAAAAACGGUGCCUCCAUCAAUGUCGACACGAGCAAGCUGGUCGUUGCAGGUGAUAGCGCUGGCGGUAAUCUCACUACUGUCUUAUCAAUGCUCGACAAGAAACGCGGUCUUAAUGCCAUCAAAUACCAAGUACUUUACUAUCCCGUGACCGAUGCCAACUUUUCCACUGGCUCGUACAAUCAGUUCCAAGAGGGCUAUUACUUGACGCGCAAGAUGAUGGAGUGGUUCUGGAAUCAGUAUGUUCCCGAAGAAAAGGAUCGUCGCGACAUUACCGCAGCACCUUUACAUGCUUCGGACGAGGAUUUGAAGGGAUUGCCACCAGCUUUUGUCAUGACGGCAGAAGCCGAUGUAUUGCGUGAUGAAGGUGAGGCGUAUGCUCGGAAGCUUGUGGCUGCUGGUGUUCAAGUCACUGCCGUGCGCGUGCUGGGCUUGAUUCACGGUGUAUUCAACGUUGGCAACUUGAGCCCUCUCACUUCAUGGGUUGUUGAUCAAACCGUGGAGACUUUGCAAAAGUUUUGGGGGACGCGUGCGAACCUUUGA